AUGGCCUUGACAAAAUCAACACGUUAUAUACUUGUACAAAGUAUAAGUAAUUCUAAUGUAACUGAUGAUAAUAUAGAACCAUAUCAUGUUAGUAUAUUUCGACGUAAUACAUCAAUGCCACCAUUACCAAGAUUAUCAUCAGUUAAUAUAAAAAAACGACAACAACAAUAUCAAUUAUCAAAUGUUUCUCGUUUAGUUUCAAAAUAUCAACGACGUGAAAAAGAUGAAGCAUUAACAAAUAAAUUAUAUAAAUUAAAUAUGCAUACAAUGAGAAAAAAAUCUGCACGUAUUAGUAUGCGUUUAUCAAGUGCAUUUGGUUUAUCAACACAUACAAUUGAUGAACGUUUUAAUUUUGAAGAACAAAGAUUUCGUGCUAUUGAUAAAUUUUUAAGAUUAUUUGUUCGAAAUGCUUAUACUUGUAUGGAAGCACUCAAAGAAACAUUUGUUACUGAAGUAAAUGUUGCUGAAGAUUUUCAAGAAUUAUUAUCGGAUAAAAUGCCUGAAAUAGCACAACAAUUUGUUCGAUCAAAACGUUCAUUACUUGAAAAUGCAUUUACAGAAUUUUGUACUCAUAUGGAAUCAUGUGUUGCAAAUCCAAUAAAUACAUUAAUAAAAUUAUUUGUUUUACCAUCAAAUUUAAUUUCUAAACGACAUGAUAAAUUAUUAGAUUAUGAUAGUGCACAAUCAGCAUAUGAAAAAGUUAAAGAUCAACAAUCAAGACAAGCUAAACAAAUACUUGAUCUUGCAAAAAAAACAUAUGAAGCAUUAAAUAGUCAAUUAUUAGAAGAAUUACCUAUUUUAUAUGAACAUAGUUGUGAAAUAUUAUCUAUAUGUUUAAAAGCAUUUAUUAUAGGACAUCUUCGUUUAAUACAAAAUAUGAAAAUAAAUAUUCAAUAUAUAUUUAAUCAAACAAGAUCAUCUGUUAGUUCUGGACAAUUAAGUUGGUUACAAAUAGUUGAAAGAUUUACAUUAAAAAAUAGUCCACCUGCUGAACAAUUAUUUCAAUUAACAAUAACAGCAAAAAAUUUUUCAGAUAAAUUAAAAAAUUUAUCAACAAUAAAAUUAUCUUCAAUGAAUAAUGUUUAUAAUAGUAAUAAGGAUACAUAUGUACAAACAGAUGAAAUUAGACGUUUAUUAAGAACUCGUUAUGCUGAAAAAGAUUUAUAUACAAUUAUUCGAAAUUAUGGAAAUGAAACAAAUAAUCGUACAAUGGAUAUUAUUGUUAGAAGUGGUGAUCUUGUUGCUGUAAUUAAUCAAAAUGAUAUAAAAACAAAAGAUUCCAACAUUGCAAAUUGGUUUGUCGAUAAUGGAAUUACUCGAGGUUUAGUACCUCGUUCAAUACUUAUUCCUCUAUCAUCUGAUGAUCGAUCCGGUCAUCGAUCACAUACACCACCAACUCCACUUCGUCAUGAUAUAGGAAUACCAACACGAGUAUCACUUUCAUCAGCUCAUGCUAAUCCAGCAUUUAAUUAUGAUCAAUCUCAUCAUGGAAAUAGAAAACAUCUAUUUAAACGAGCUAAUACAGAACCACAAACUAAUUUAAUAAAUUCUUCAAAUGAUAUUGAAAAGGAACGAAUUUAUUUAAAUCAAAUAAAUGAAUGUCAUCAAUAUGCUUCAAUUGAUCUUGAUGAUUCUAUUAUUUCUGAAUCAAUUGAAGAAGAACAAAUUUAUGUAGCAAUGUAUGAUUUUGAAUGUACAAGUGAUGGUGUUCUUUCUUUACAUGCUGGUGAACGAUUAAAAAUUGUACGUCGUCUUGAUGAGGGUGGAAAUGAUGAUUGGUGGUAUGUUGAAAAACUUAAUGAUACACGACAACGUGGUUAUGUACCUGCUAAUUAUAUUCAACCAAUAUAA
Molecule: messenger RNA, 1851 nt
Organism: Rotaria sp. Silwood1
Lineage: Eukaryota; Metazoa; Rotifera; Eurotatoria; Philodinida; Philodinidae
Source: the annotation of a GenBank genome assembly